This is a messenger RNA of Cryptomeria japonica (Japanese cedar), 1813 nucleotides long. RefSeq lists its product as uncharacterized. The transcript is spliced from 3 exons. The record is from RefSeq and is a predicted model, not a curated record. The coding region runs from base 115 to 1422 and encodes 435 amino acids. Gene Ontology annotation, molecular function: heme binding; metal ion binding. NCBI's taxonomy places the organism in Eukaryota, Viridiplantae, Streptophyta, Pinopsida, Cupressales, Cupressaceae.
UACCUAUUUAUUGAUGUUAUUUUUUCGUUAACACAUGUUUGAUAUUUUGGACACCAGAUGAUAUUUUCAAAUAUUCCUGGCAGACAAGCAUGAGGAGUAAAUAGUUACUAAACAAUGGCUAUGGCCGUGGCAGCAUACCGGGCAACAAGCACCUCAAGACAAUUUGCAGCGAUCAUCAAUAAGAAAGGCAUUCAAAUUCUGAAGAGGAUUAGUGCCUGUGCAUAUUCAAAAGGCAUUGUGAAUAACUCAUCUUCUUCUGGUACUCAGUUAUUUGAGGUCUCUGGCCAUAGAGGUUUUCUGCCAGCCGUGAAUCCUCCGCUUCAUCUCUCGCACCCACAAUUCAGUCCAUGGGAAGAAACUCUGCACGACCUCCCCAAGUUGCUUGUUGCCUUCGACCAUGGCCAAAAGCUCCGCCAAACCAUAGAGAAAUUACCACCAUUUUCUUACCAACAAUUGUUAGAAGGAGGUGAUUCAGAGAUUUGGAGAGGAAUGUUGGUUUUGUCGUUCAUCGCACACGCUUAUGUAUGGGGCGCUCCGUCUCCAGUAAGUGUGCUUCCCAGUAAGUUGGCAGUUCCAUUCUGCAAAGUUUCUUCAUGCCUGGACAUGCCUCCUGUUCUCACAUAUGCCACUUAUAAUCUCUUGAACUGGCGGGUUUUGGACGAAAAUUCUGCAAUCGAACUGGGAAACAUAGUUUGUCUUCAUAAUUUCUAUGGUGGUUUGGACGAAGAAUGGUUUCGUCUUGUUCAUGUUGAUAUUGAGGCCAAGGCAGGCAUAGGAUUGAAGGCUCUGGUGGAUGCCCAUGAUGCUAUUGCUCAACAAGAUGUGGCUCAGGUUCAUUCAAGCUUGACAAAAAUGGCCCAUACCUUGAAAAUGAUGCAAAAGACGUUGAGCCAAAUGGGAGAGAAAUGUGAUCCUCACAUAUACUACCAUCGGAUUAGGAAGUUCAUGUCAGGCUGGCGAGGUAAUCCAGCACUUCCAAAUGGAAUGUUUUAUGAGGGCGUGUGGAGUGAUUCCAAAUUUUUCUAUGGAGAAACAGGUGCUCAAUCAUCUAUCAUUCCAGCCUUUGAUGCUGCUUUAGGGGUAACUCAUGCUACUGGUCCUCUUUCCGAUUAUUUGCAGGUCAUGCGCUUGCACAUGCCCCUGUCCCAUCGUUCUUACAUUCAACAGAUUGAGAAUGGCCCUUCAAUACGACUAUUUGUCAGUGCUCAUCUGUCAGAGCUGGGCGAGUGCUAUGAUACAUGCUUGACUGAGCUUUUCAGGUUUAGGGCUCUUCACAUGAAGUAUGCCUCGGCAUAUAUCACACAACCAGGUAAAAAAUCUCAAAAAGAGGAAAAGGGAACUGGGGGAACAGAUUUUAUUCCUUACUUGCUUCAAAAUGCAACAACUACAAAAGAGCAUCUCAUCAAAGCUAAUGAUGUCUGAAGGAUGGUUCCUCAUCUGGUUAACUCAACAUCUUUGUUUUGUUGAUGAAUUUUAUAAAGCAAAAUAGUAGAUUACAAACCAAAGUUUCCAAUAAGUAUAUUCAUAUUGAUUGAUUCUUUGUAACUAUAAUCUGUUACUCUCAAAUAAUCUACUUAGUAUCCUGAACGCGCAGACACUCCUGUCCUUGCAUCAUUCUCAUGCCUUUUACUUGGAUCUUCCAAGGAGAAUGAGUUGAAAAUAAAUUUGUCACUUAUGGUAUCAAUAUCUUGCUCUGCACAGUUUGAGAGACAAGAUAAAAUAACAUUUCACACAAAAGGAUGAACUACUCAGAUCAGUACCUUGUGAAGAUCAUUAAUUCAGAAAUUACAGCACAGCCCUAAAUUGUGAAAUA